Messenger RNA from Macaca mulatta (Rhesus monkey), 1697 nucleotides. It is a transcript of the gene DIMT1, whose product is annotated as DIM1 rRNA methyltransferase and ribosome maturation factor. Gene Ontology annotation, molecular function: rRNA (adenine-N6,N6-)-dimethyltransferase activity. Gene Ontology annotation, cellular component: nucleolus. Lineage: Eukaryota; Metazoa; Chordata; Mammalia; Primates; Cercopithecidae. The record is from RefSeq and is a predicted model, not a curated record. Gene Ontology annotation, biological process: rRNA methylation.
CCGCCCUCUUUCUGGAGGAGGAGCCCAGAGCGUACGGGAGGGGGCGGACCUUUGCCCCUCCCGAACUUGGGCCGGAGUGGUGCGGGCGGCGCGAAGCGGCGAUUCCCACGUGUUGGCCUUCUCACGCUAACCCACUUUGGUCCUCCUUGAGGUCCCGGGCCUGUGGGCCCGCUUCCUGCCAAGAUGCCGAAGGUCAAGUCGGGGGCCAUUGGCCGCCGCCGCGGGCGGCAGGAGCAGCGCCGGGAGCUGAAGAGCGCUGGAGGACUCAUGUUCAAUACGGGAAUUGGGCAGCACAUUUUGAAAAAUCCUCUCAUUAUUAACAGCAUUAUCGAUAAGGCUGCCUUAAGACCAACUGAUGUAGUGCUAGAAGUUGGACCUGGAACUGGCAACAUGACUGUAAAGUUGUUAGAAAAGGCAAAAAAGGUUGUUGCUUGUGAACUUGACCCAAGGCUGGUAGCUGAACUUCACAAAAGAGUUCAGGGCACGCCUGUGGCCAGCAAACUUCAAGUACUAGUGGGUGAUGUGUUGAAAACAGAUUUGCCAUUCUUUGAUACUUGUGUGGCAAAUUUGCCUUAUCAGAUCUCAUCGCCUUUUGUCUUCAAACUGUUGCUACAUCGACCUUUUUUCAGGUUUGUGACAAAAGACUAGAGUUACUGCCAAAUUUUGAAAGACUUACAAUUCAGGUGGUGAACAUAGCCAAAAAUGAGUCAGAUGUGCUAUACUUAUGUUUCAAAGAGAAUUUGCCCUCCGACUGGUUGCAAAACCCGGAGAUAAGUUAUACUGCAGACUCUCAAUUAAUACACAGCUGUUGGCACGUGUGGACCAUCUAAUGAAAGUUGGAAAGAAUAACUUCAGACCACCGCCCAAGGUGGAAUCCAGUGUUGUAAGGAUAGAACCUAAGAAUCCACCACCACCCAUCAAUUUUCAGGAAUGGGAUGGUCUAGUAAGGAUAACCUUUGUUAGGAAAAACAAGACACUCUCUGCUGCAUUUAAAUCAAGUGCAGUGCAACAACUCUUGGAAAAAAACUACAGAAUUCACUGUUCAGUCCAUAAUAUUAUAAUACCAGAAGAUUUCAGCAUAGCAGAUAAAAUACAGCAAAUCCUAACCAGCACAGGUUUUAGUGACAAACGGGCCCGUUCCAUGGACAUAGAUGACUUCAUCAGAUUGCUACAUGGAUUCAACGCAGAAGGUAUUCAUUUUUCCUAGGUGUUUGGAACACAGAAUUUUUCAAGGUCAAGAAAAGAAAUGAAGUUUGUAUUUUUUGUAUUUGAGAAGAUAAUGCUUUUGCUUUAGAGACAUAAUUUACUUGACUGUUUUUGGUUCGAUACUACUACUGUUGUCACCAUUUAUGAUUCUGAAUUUUUAAGUUGGAAAGUUCUAAGUAUCCAAGUUUUUAAUGUAUAGAGCUGGUCCAAUCUAUUCACAAUAAUCUUCAAGUUCAGGAGCCGCAGAGACGCACAACUUUACACUUAAACUUAUUAUUUCUAACAGUUUAUUGUAUAAAGAUGUUACUCUUCUAUUUACUGUUAUAUACUGUGAGGCCUUCUUUAGGCCUUUAGCUCUGUUCCUCCAGUAGUAAAACAGUUAAAAUAUGCUUCACUAGUCACACAUUCCCCAUACCAUUUCAUGUUAUUCACAUUCCCUGUACCAUUUCUUGUUAUUCACAUGUACAGUAAAAUCAUUGUUUUUUAAAGUA